AUGUCGGAGGAUACAUCAGAAGUUUAUAGGGCUGUCAUGGACGGCAAACUUAUGACUUUAACAGGAAUACUUGCCGAGGACCCUUCUCAAGCAUUUUCGAAAGAUCAAGACGAAAGAACUCCAUUACACUGGGCAUGCUCAUUUCAGCGAGCUGAUAUGGUGAAACUUUUGCUCAAUCCAUUCCAGGUGGUUAAUCAAGCUGGAAACCUAUCUGGAUCUACUGGAAAACUGUCUGGAAACUCAAACAAUACCAAACGGAUAAAAAUCGAUAUAGACGAGUUACAGGAUGCUAGCGGAUGGACACCGCUCCAUAUAGCAGCGGCAGUUGGAAAUAUUGAUAUCGUGAAACUUUUGGUUGAGAGAGAUCCGGCCCCCGAUGUGAAUUUACAAACUUCCACUGGUCAAACUUGCUUGCACUAUGCGGUGAGUAAAAAUCAUUAUGACGUAGCAUGCUAUUUGGUGAGAAAUUGCAAGGCGAGUGCUAGAAUCAAGGACAAAAAAUCACAAUAUCCACUUCACAGAGCCGCGGCAAUUGGUUCAAUUAAACUAUGCCAGCUCUUGAUAAAAGAAGCUAAGGCUGCACUAAAUCCCAAAGAUAUCUACAGCUUUACGCCCUUACACCAUGCAUUGGCCGAAGGACAUGGCGAUGUUGCCAUUUAUCUUGUGAAAUGUGGGGCGGAUUACCAUGUUGAGGAUAAGGAUGGAAAUACUCCUUUAGAUGUUGCAGUUGAUUCAAAAGUGCAAGCGUACUUUAAGAGGCAAUUGGAGCAGGAAGGUUACGAAUUGUAA
Brettanomyces bruxellensis is the source of this 789-nucleotide messenger RNA. RefSeq lists its product as uncharacterized. Lineage: Eukaryota; Fungi; Ascomycota; Pichiomycetes; Pichiales; Pichiaceae. Bases 1 to 789 code for a protein of 262 amino acids. The transcript has a single exon. Gene Ontology annotation, molecular function: protein binding. The record is from RefSeq and is a predicted model, not a curated record.